AUGCUGCAAACAAAGCUAUUGAAGUCAGACUGCCAAAACCAAACACGUAUAAACAGUAGCACUACUCUCUGUGAAGCAGGCGAAGCUGCAAAAUCUUUAUACGACCAAGUGAAUCCCACGUUUGAAAAGAUAACUGGCCAUUCCCUUGUUAAAGCGCUGACAAAGAUUAAAGAUCUGAAUAUUGAAAAGAAAAAAUCAUUAGCUGAAAAAAAGAGAACAAGAAGAAAUAAUUACAGAAAAUUCAAAGAAGUAGUCGAGAAAGAGUGGGAAAAUACAUCUUUGAUAAGGUAUAAUCUGAGACUGUGGUCUGUGGAUUUUGGUCAGGCACUAGGGAUGGACUAG
Messenger RNA from Paramuricea clavata, 342 nucleotides. The record is from the annotation of a GenBank genome assembly. Lineage: Eukaryota; Metazoa; Cnidaria; Anthozoa; Malacalcyonacea; Plexauridae.